AUGGACGAAGACUUCAAGCAUUUAACACCCGAUGCCAACGGUGGAUACUCGGUGUCCGUUGUUUGUCCCAUUGAACUUUGGGAACCUCUCGGCAUGGAGAGCGGAUACAUUCCCGAUGCCAAUAUCGUUGCAUCAACGGACUACAACGAAUGGCAUGGAGCUACCAAUGCAAGGCCUGACCCCCAAGAUUCACAGAACAUGUGGUGUUCAGAAGACACUGACUCGUUUCCAUGGAUACAAGUCAACCUUAACGCUAGAGUGUACAUUGCUGGUCUGAUAAUACACAGCGGACGCACCGACUAUGUAGAAACCUACAAAGUUAAGCACGGAUACUAUUCAUCCUCUCUGACAUUCGCGACAACUUCCAGUGGAAGUACCCAACUGUUCUCCCUCUCGAAUGGAUAUUCCCCAUUCACCAAAGAGUUUUCGUCGGUGUUGCACGCCCAGUAUCUGCGCAUCUAUCCAGUUUCAUGGGCCGGAGACCACGUCUGUUUGCGUUUUGAGGUGAUAGGAUGUCGCUAA
This is a messenger RNA of Asterias rubens (European starfish), 522 nucleotides long. Its product is annotated as lactadherin-like. The record is from RefSeq and is a predicted model, not a curated record. Bases 1 to 522 code for a protein of 173 amino acids. Lineage: Eukaryota; Metazoa; Echinodermata; Asteroidea; Forcipulatida; Asteriidae. The transcript is spliced from 4 exons.